GGCUGAGGAGAGUAUGUGACUGCUGUGAGGUUUUCAGUUCAAUUUAUCCACACACAAAUUUUCCCUCUCGCUUUCUCUAUCCUUUUCCUCUUCAAAAUGGACUCUCUCUCCAAAUGAAACAAAGCGCUGAAAAGAAAACAUGUCAUUCUUUAAAUCAUUUGCUGCAAAUUCCUCUAUAUUCUCUCCCAAGGAAGCCACCAUGGCCAUGAUGCAAUCCUCUCCUUAUAUAGUGCGUAUCUACACUCACUCCCAUGUUUUGUCGCGAAGAACUUGCUCAUCUUUUAGAAGUUCUUCAGUGAAAGUCUUUGCUUUCUUAAACAUUACAAACUAUUCAACGAACACUGGCGGUGAGUUUUUGUCUUCUUCAAAGCGAAGAUCUCGAGGGCCUGUUAUGGCAGCUAAAAAGUCAGCUGGAGGGGAAAAGCAAGAGGAGGGAAAGUACAAGCAUACUGUUAAUUUGCCGAAGACGACAUUUGGCAUGAGAGCAAAUGCUUUGGUGAGGGAACCUGAAAUUCAGAAAAUGUGGGAUGAUAAUCAGGUGUUUAAGAGAAUAGUUGAAAAAAAUGACGGGGGGAAUUUUGUUCUUCAUGAUGGCCCACCUUAUGCCAAUGGUGAUUUGCACAUGGGUCAUGCUCUAAAUAAGAUAUUGAAGGAUAUUAUUAAUCGUUAUAAGCUACUUCAAAAUUAUAAAGUUCAUUAUGUUCCUGGAUGGGAUUGUCAUGGACUGCCAAUUGAAUUGAAAGUCCUCCAGUCCUUGGAUGCUGAUGUCAGAAAGGAUCUAACACCAAUAAAAUUAAGAGCAAAGGCCGCGAAAUUCGCCAAAGCAACUGUCAAAACUCAGAUGACAUCAUUUAAGUACCCAGAGGGUCAUAUAUCCAGAAGCAUAUAUGCGAUUUUCAGAUUAGUGAGAGCACCAACUAUGGACAGCCUAUUAGAAGAAUUUUUUCCAGAUUUGUGCUUGGCAGUGUGGACUACAACUCCAUGGACAAUUCCAGCCAAUGCUGCUGUUGCAGUGAACGCCAAACUUCAGUAUUCUGUUGUUGAAGUACAAUCAUUAUCAGAAGAUGAUUCUUCGUCCCCUGGGAGUAAGAAGAGAAGGCUGGGGAAUGUUCUCAAGGAGCAAAAAAAGCUUUUCCUUAUAGUAGCAUCUGAUCUUGUGCCAACUCUAGAAGCAAAAUGGAGUGUGAAGCUUAUUGUCAACAAAAUGCUGCUGGGUUCAGAUCUCGAAAACUGCAGAUAUAUCCAUCCAAUAGAUGACAGGGAAUGCUCAGUUGUUCUUGGAGGAGAUUACAUUACAACAGAAUCAGGUACAGGCCUGGUGCAUACUGCUCCUGGCCAUGGACAAGAGGAUUAUGUGACAGGCCUGAAAUAUGGACUGCCUAUACUAUCCCCUGUAGAUGAUGAGGGAAAGUUCACUGAAGAAGCAGGACAGUUUAGUGGGCUUGAUGUCCUUGAUGAGGGUAAUAUUGCCGUUGUGAAAUACUUGGAUGAACAAAUGUCUCUUGUUAUGGAAGAAUCAUAUGAACACAAGUAUCCAUACGAUUGGCGAACUAAGAAGCCUACAAUAUUUAGGGCAACUGAACAGUGGUUUGCAUCUGUAGAAGGGUUUCGUCAAGCUGCUAUGGAUGCGAUUGCUCAUGUAAAAUGGGUACCACCUUGCUUAUGUUCUUUUUCAGGGUCUUCUUGGGCUGCUGUGUUAGGAACAAGAGAGGGUGUUAGUUUUCCUGCAGAUCUGUACCUUGAGGGCACAGAUCAGCAUCGGGGGUGGUUCCAGAGUUCAUUGUUAACAAGUGUUGCAACAAAAGGGAAGGCUCCAUAUUCCACUGUUGUAACUCAUGGAUUUGUAUUGGAUGAAAGAGGUUCAAAGAUGAGCAAAUCUUUGGGUAAUGUCGUUGACCCACGUAAUGUUAUUGAGGGAGGGAAAGACACUAAGGAAGCACCUGGCUAUGGAGCUGAUGUUUUGCGGCUUUGGGUUUCUAGUGUAGACUAUACAGGGGAUGUAAUGAUUGGCCCACAAGUCUUGCGCCAAAUGUCUGACAUUUAUAGGAAGCUGAGAGGAACAUUAAGAUAUCUUUUAGCAAAUCUACAUGAUUGGAAAGUAGAAAAUGCUGUUCCAUACCAUGAUCUUCCCAUGAUUGAUCAACAUGCAAUGUUUCAGCUUGAGAAUGUUGUAAAGAACAUAAGAGAGAGUUAUCAAAACUACCAAUUCUUCAAAAUAUUCCAGAUGAUACAAAGAUUUGUAAUUGUUGAUUUAUCAAAUUUUUAUUUCGAUGUUGCCAAAGAUCGGCUAUAUGUCGGGGGCACAUCAAGUUUUACAAGAAGAAGUUGUCAAACUGUCCUUGCUGCACAUCUACUAUCGAUUGUGAGGAUAAUUGCUCCAAUAUUGCCUCAUUUGGCUGAAGAUGUGUGGCAAAAUCUUCCGUUUGAGUACGUAAAUGAAGAUGGUUCCGUUGCCAAAUUCGUUUUUGAGUUGAAGUGGCCUGUCCUGAAUGAAACAUGGCUUUCAUUUUCUGUUGAAGACAUUGAUUUCUGGGAAAGACUGCUGGAGAUGAGAACUGAGGUGAAUAAGGUACUGGAGAUAGCUCGUACUGGGAAGUUGAUUGGUUCUAGUUUGGAGGCAAAAGUUUAUCUGCAUACUGCUGAUGAUAGCAUGACUUCUAGAUUACUAAAAAUGUGUGGAGCAAGCAAUGAUGCAGACACAUUGCCACGUAUAUUCAUAACAUCACAGGCAGAGGUACUUUCCUCUUUGGAGGAUGUGGCGGGAAGAAAUAUUGAAUAUACAGGAGAGUAUCUUGUAGAUGGGAACAACAAGGUUUGGAUUGGUGUCUCACGUGCAGAGGGCCAUAAAUGUGAAAGGUGCUGGAAUUAUUCGUUUCAGGUUGGAUCUUUCCAGGACCACCCAACUCUUUGCAGUCGUUGCUACAAGGUUGUUGCUAUUGAACCACUUCCUGCUGUUGCAGCAGUGAGCUGAGACCGUUCGAAUCCAAGUUGAUACAGAGAGGCCUCGAUAAGGCAGUACAACUCAAUACCGACUGAGCUCCUAUAUAUCCAUUUUUGUCAGGGAUAAAUUAAUUUAAAGUCUCAAAAGAAUUCCGCAUCAACUGCCAAUUAACUAUAUACAUAUCCCAAUUAUUAAAAACAAAGUGAAAUUUUUUAAUUUAUACGAAUAAAGACCGUACAAUUUGAAGCGAUUUU
This is a messenger RNA of Carica papaya (papaya), 3195 nucleotides long. The record is from RefSeq and is a predicted model, not a curated record. Lineage: Eukaryota; Viridiplantae; Streptophyta; Magnoliopsida; Brassicales; Caricaceae.